GCCCGCCUCGCCGCCCGCCCCGCGCCCACCCCCUGUCGCCCACGCCUUCCCCCGCGCCGCCCCCUCUGCAUGGCACAAACUUUCCUCCCGGGACGGAACACGCUGUCUCCGGGAGCCCCAGCGCGCGCCCUCUCGCCGGCUGGCCCCAAGCGCUGCUGAGAUGGGGUGCGGGUUGAACAAGCUGGAGAAACGUGACGACCGACGACCUGGAAAUAUCUACUCGACGUUGAAGAGGCCCCAAGUGGAGACCAAGAUAGAUGUGUCCUACGAGUACCGCUUCCUGGAGUUCACCACGCUGAGUGCCGCUGAGCUCCCGAGGGCCUCCGCCGUGAGGCUGGCCUCCCUCCUCGACCUGCCCGCCCAGCUGCUGGAGCUGUACCAGCAGGGCUUCUCGCUGGCGGCCCUGCACCCCUUCGUGCAGCCGACCCCCGAGAGGGAGAAGACGCCCCUCGAGCACAUCUUCAGGGCCAUCUUGAUCAAGAAGACCGACAGAUCUCAGAACGCUGAUCUUCACAAUGAAGGCUACAUCUUGGAAUUAGAUUGCUGUUCUUCCCUAGACCACCUGACGGACCAGAAAAUCCUCCCAGAGUUCAUUAAGAAGAUCCAGGAGGCUGCGAGUCGUGGCCUGAAGUUCGUCGGGGUCGUGCCUCAGUACCGCUGCCCUGGGAGCCCGACGGGCGGCUGCCCCCCAGCAGAUGCCCAGGACGCGACACGGGAGCCUGGCGGUCGUGGGGCUGCGGAGGAGCUGGGGGCUGCAGACGCUGCAGCGGGGACCGACGGAAGCCCAGAGCCUGGCCAGGACCCCCGAGGGGAGACGCCCACCGCCCAGCAGCCCAGCUUGCUCCCGGGAGAGGCGGACAGUGCAGGGUCUCCUGCUCGAGGGACUCGGGAGGGACCAGAUGCUGAUCUGCCAUCGGAAGGGCCUGGAGAGCCGCCCGCGGCCAAAAUGGAGAUCUUCGCCCUUUUCAACAAACCGAAGAGCCAUCAGAAGUGCCGGCAGUACUACCCCGUCAGCAUUCCUCUCCGGGUCUCCAAGAACGGCCAGACGGUCAGCGGUCUGGACGCCAACUGGCUGGAGCACAUGAGCGACCACUUCCGGAAGGGCGGCGUCCUGGUGAACGCGGUCUCCUGGCUUGGCUUGGUCCACGAUUCCUUGCACGACUUGACAGAUGGAGUCUUCAUCUUUGAAGCAGUUUCCACAGAAGACAGCAGAAACACACAGGGCUACGAUGCUAUUGUAGUAGAACAAUGGACGGUUCUGGACGGUGUGGAGGUGCAGACGGACUACGUGCCCCUGCUGAACUCGCUGGCUGCCUACGGCUGGCAGCUCACCUGUGUGCUGCCGACCCCCGUCGUCAGGACGACCAGGGAGGGGACCGUGUCCACCAAGCAGGUCGUCUUUCUCCAGAGACCGUGUCUACCUCAGAAGGUCAAGAAGAAGGAAUCGAAGUUUCAGUGGCGAUUCUCCCGAGACGAGAUGCGUAACAGGCCGACGAGGAAAUCCAGAGGGAAACUCCGUGCCAGGGGCAAGCGGCAAGCCGAAGAAAGCGAGAAGAACCCAGAAGAGCAGCUUCCCAGAGCGGGAGACGCGGGGAGCCGUGCGCCCGGGCGGGAGGACUGGCCCUCCGCGGAAGGGGCGGCCCCCAGCUGGGCGGAGGACCCCGCGGAGAAGCCGUGUCCGGACGGACAGCCGUGUGUGGAGGGCGGGGCUGUGCAGAACGGCCCUGCGGGCCCCAGCCCGGCCCCGGUGGGGGGCAGCGCGGGGCGCCCCGGCUCCGAGCCUGGAGAGGAUGCCGGCGCGGGGGUUUCCGCGGGGGUGGCUCCGGGGCCCGCGGCAGCCGAGCGCCCCUGAGUCUCGCGGGGCCGGCGGGCUGGGGGCUUGUGCGCCCUGGCGUGGCGCGUUACCUUUGGCUUGGCGUGACCCCUCGUGGUGAGCUUAAUGAGCCCUCCGAGGAGGGCCGGGUCCCCAGCAGCGUUGGUUUCUGCACAUCCUUUUGAAAUGUGUCCUGGGAGUCCAGCCCUGACUGUUACCGCUCCUGGAGGGGCUGCACCACUUAAGGUCUCCAGGGAGCCUCAGGCCAAACCCCGGGGCCUGCCUGGCUGCCAGUCAAGGCGGACGUGGUCGCCGCCCCCAGCCCCCGCCCCGAGAUGGGCGUCCAGCCCCUGCUGUCGCUGCAGCUGCUGGGUGCUUGUAACACGCCCUGGAGCCCGGCCACUGCUUUCCUCUGUCUAACCCCUGGACCCUGCUGCUUUGGCAAAGAACGUGACAUUGCGAGGGGAGGUGCCUUGCCUCCUGGCUUUUCUCUAGGUGUUCCCAUGGAUACUGGUGAUCUGGAAACGCAGAGGGAAUUCUGUGCGUGUACCCACUUCGGCAGAAUGUCCGUGAAAGUAUUCUGUGUUCGUAUUAAUGCCAAAAAAACAUUUAAGGUUUUGUCUUCAGCACACUCUAGGAAUACACCUUCGUUCUGUUGUUUCAGGGCCAGCUGACUGGUGGGGAGCCUCUGUUGCGUGUUACUGUAAUCAGCGUGUCCUUGGCCAGGUCGCUUCCCACGCGUGUUAUGAUGUGUUUAUGUCGUCCAGAAAAUACUGUGGAGGCUCUAAGUAGAUGCAGCUGCAAAGCCUGGAGAGAGAGUGCCAACUGACGUGCCCAGCAGCUUGUCUCUCCUCUUUCUUGUUUAGUUACUUAAAGCAAUAAAUCACCUAUGAGUUCA
Molecule: messenger RNA, 2711 nt
Organism: Dama dama (fallow deer)
Lineage: Eukaryota; Metazoa; Chordata; Mammalia; Artiodactyla; Cervidae
Gene: RFTN1
Product: raftlin, lipid raft linker 1
Exons: 10
Coding region: 161-1852 (563 amino acids)
Source: RefSeq, a predicted model, not a curated record